Molecule: messenger RNA, 903 nt
Organism: Fonsecaea erecta
Lineage: Eukaryota; Fungi; Ascomycota; Eurotiomycetes; Chaetothyriales; Herpotrichiellaceae
Exons: 2
Coding region: 1-903 (300 amino acids)
Source: RefSeq, a predicted model, not a curated record
AUGGCAGAGCAUGAUGUCUGGUUGAUUACCGGUUGCUCUUCUGGACUGGGCAAAGCUCUUGCGGAGUACGCCUACAAAGCAGGGUCUGCCGUUGUGGCUACGGCUCGGAAGCCCGACACACUCUCAUACCUUCCUGACAGUCCGAACGUCCUCAAGCUUCGUCUGGAUGUUACUUCGAAAGAUGAAGUCGCAGAGGUGAUUCAGGCGACGGUUGACAAGUUCGGCCACCUGGAUGUGGUAGUCAAUAAUGCAGGCUACGGCGUGAUUGGCGACACUGAAGUUCUCCCCGACGCCGAUGCGCGCGCCCAGCUCGAGACCAACUUCUGGGGUGCCGUCAAUGUCACCAAAGCCGCUCUCCCCAUCCUACGAGAAGUCAACCCUCCCGGAAAGGGUGGCCUGUUCAUGCAGAUCUCGUCUGUGGGUGGCAGAAUUUGCCUUGCCGGUUCGGCUUAUUACCAUGCCAGCAAGUUCGCCCUGGAGGGAUUCACAGAUUCCGUGGCGAAGGAGAUGCACCCGGACUGGAACAUCAAGUUCACUAUCAUCGAACUAGGAGCUGUCGAAACCAAGUUCCCGCAAAAUAUGGUUCUGCCUCCACGACAUCCGGCUUAUGAAGACCCAGCUUGCGGAUAUAAUGCGCUCAGAGCCUACCUCACCAGCCCAGAAAACGCUGUGCAGUGGUGUGAUGCAUCAGUCUGUGCUCAAGUCUUGCACGAGCUUGCAUCCAACAGAAAUAAGACCACUCCGCCUCUGAGACUCGCCCUGGGCGCCGAUUCGUGGGCCAUUGUCAAACAUGAAUUGGAAAGUAUCAUGAAGGAGCAUGAAGCCUGGAAGACUGUGGCAGAGAGCACUUCCCAUGCCGAAAACGCACGCGUCACGGAUUUCUUGCUCAAGUCAGUGCGCUAG